This is a messenger RNA of Ruditapes philippinarum (Manila clam), 1072 nucleotides long. Its product is annotated as guanidinobutyrase-like. The coding region runs from base 37 to 1071 and encodes 344 amino acids. Gene Ontology annotation, molecular function: agmatinase activity; metal ion binding. The record is from RefSeq and is a predicted model, not a curated record. Lineage: Eukaryota; Metazoa; Mollusca; Bivalvia; Venerida; Veneridae. The transcript is spliced from 7 exons.
UUUAUCAUCCACGUGACACUUCUAUUCUCAAAUACAAUGUUGUCGUCUUUCACCAGGAAGGUCUUUUUCAGAAAACAAGUGCAGCGGUGUUUGGAUUUUUCAACAACCGCAUGCGUCGGGAAAGUGUACAAUGAACCUUUGUCAGGCCAUGAAAUGCCGCGGGCCGGUGGCAUCGCUUCCAUGAUGAGACUACCAGUUCAAACCGAUACUGAAGGUCUUGAUGCAUGUUUUGUGGGUGUACCAUUAGAUAUUGGUACGUCAAACAGGUCAGGUACGCGGUAUGGUCCGCGACAGAUUCGCUGUGAGUCUUCUCUAAUAAGAAAGGUCAAUAUUGCCACAGGUGCUUGUCCAUUUGACUCGAUGCAAGUAGCUGAUGUUGGUGAUGUUAACUUGAAUCUUUACAAUCUGCCGAAAGCUUGUGAGGAUAUUCGCAAACAUUUUUGUAAUCUAAUUAGGAAUGGGUGUAUUACAUUGGCAAUGGGUGGAGAUCAUACGUUAACAUAUCCUAUUCUUCAAGCCAUUAAGGAGAAGUACGGGCCUGUUGGACUGGUUCAUGUUGACGCUCACUCGGAUACGAACGAUGAGAUGUUGGGAGAAAAGAUAGCUCAUGGCACGCCAUUUAGGAGAGCUUUUGAAGAGGGAUGUCUUGUGGGUAAUAAAGUUAUACAAAUUGGUCUGAGAGGUAGCAAUUAUCACCUCACUGAUUAUGACUGGGGUAAACAACAGGGUUUUAAGAUAGUACAAAGUCACGAAUGUUGGCACAAAUCACUGACAGGUCUGAUGGAGGAAGUUAGAGAUAUGAUGGGGAAUCAUCCUGUGUAUAUUUCCUUUGAUAUUGAUGCUCUAGAUCCUUCCUUUGCUCCUGGAACAGGCACUCCAGAGAUUGGCGGUCUUACAUCAAUUCAAGGACUGGAAAUAAUUAGAGGAUGUAAGGGACUCAACAUCAUAGGAGGUGACCUUGUAGAGGUAUCACCACCUUAUGAUUUCCAGGGUACAACAGCACUUACUGGAGCUAAUCUUCUAUUUGAAAUGUUGUGUAUUUUACCAAAAGUUAAGUACGAUCUGAAGUAAU